CAGGUGUGUGGAAGGGGUUAUUGGGGUAUUUGGGGAGAAACUGGACCGGAGAACAGGUGAUUCUGGGUGAUGAUUCGAACGCUGAAAGCAGAGUUUAGUGAAGAAUUGCCGUAAUAAUAGAGACUCCAUAGAUUUGUUAAUAUUGAAUGAGGGAAUAGUACGUGGAAGAGGGGCGAUUGGUUUACCAGAGGGCUUUUUUUUUGUGGUUGGUGGCCCCGUUAGAGGGUUUCACUCGGUGGUGGCAUCUCACCCCACAGUAUAACGAGCCUCCUUGAAUCGCACGUCAAUCACACACCGGCAAUCCCCUCCGAGAUAAAAACGGCUCGAUAUUAAAUAAGAUAAAGAUAUAAAAUCAUUAGUGCAGUGACAAAUAGCAAUAGUGAUUAAUCGAUAAAGUGAGGGUAAUCGGGAAUCGGUUAAAUCGUCGAUAAAUAACGAAGACACCGGUGUCAGUGGUUACCGGUGUGGUGUGGUGAUUGUGUUGAGUUAUUGGUGGUGGUGAUGCCUCGAAGAUCAUUUGAUCAGUCAUUAGGCAAGGAAGAAGGUGGCGUAUACCGGAAACGCUGACGAGACCAGUACCGGCUGGGACCGGUCCAGGCCAUGAUCGGCCCUUCAAUCCAAAGGGCACGCACCCAUCAGCGUCUGAAAAUAAUCACCGAUACAAAUCACCAUAUAUCAACGAUAUCACAUCACAAUCACAAUGAAAUAGAGCACGACUCGACCCACCAAAAAUUACGCCUAGAUGAGGAUCGAGUGGUGGAGAUUAAAUCCUCGUGUCGUACUGUUGCGAAUGAGGAGAGCCAGUGGAAAGGGACUGGGGUGUAUCAGGCCAGUGGUGGGUGCUGCCAAAAAAAUCAACCAUCUGAGAGAAGACGUGAUAGAUGUAGGAGUCAUCUAUUUCUAUUGUUUGCAACCGCCGCUGUAUUUAAUGCACUUGCCCUCUCACCAGUGAUGGGAGCGACGAGUGAUCGAAAGGACGAUGAAACGUCUAGUGCAACAUCGUUGAUAACAGCAUCAACGACAUCAGUGCCAGUGAUAUCUGGUAAAACUAGAGUAUCAAGUGAUCUCGGGGGUAGCAUUGACCUUUUGGCUGCCCUACAACUGCACAAUACAACACGUCAGGGUGUUACGCAGGUACCAGGACUAGUCAGGCUCAAACCUGCGUAUUAUCUCCAGGGUGAGGAGAGAGAUCUUCAGUUAAGUCAGACGAGCUUUGAGCGUGCAGCAUCACUACUUCGGCGGGUUCCGGAGUUCACUGUAGCUGCAGCACUGCGACAAGAGGAAGCUAAUUCCGGUACAAUCGUAGCCUUCUCCCAUGGUAAUAAUAGGUAUUUGGAGCUGCAGAGCAGCGGCCGAAAAGACGAGCUCCGUCUUCAUUACGUAUCCCGACGUGACGGUACAGUUCACGUCGAGUCAUUUCCAUUUCGUCUUGCUGACGGUGCGUGGCACAGGGUUGCCCUCAGUAUCAGUGGCUCGCAGGUCGAGCUACUCGUCGAUUGUCAUCCACUUUACAGACGUCUACUCAGACCUGGACCACCAGACACUAAUUUUACUCUGCCACAACUUCAGCUCUGGGUUGGCCAGAGAAAUGCCAAGCAUUUUCUAUUCAAGGGUGCACUCCAAGACGUCAAGCUAAUUCCAGGCGCCCAUGGAUAUCUCUCGCAGUGCCCCCAGCUCGACACUUCCUGUCCAACCUGCGGACAGUUCUCAAUUCUUCAGAAUACUGUUGAACAACUCAUGCACAAUUUAAACGAAUUGACUCGUAGGCUAGCUGCUGCAGAGGGUAGAAUAAGCAAAGUCGAGGAGUGUGAGUGCCAAAAAUCGUGCAGAGAGAAUGGUACGGUGCAUGAUGAUGGGGCCACAUGGGAAAAAGGCUGUCAAUUGUGUUCUUGCGUUCAUGGGGAGAUUGAGUGCAGACCAAUACCCUGUGCUCCAGUCACAUGCAAACAUCCGGUUAAAGCUGAGGGGCAGUGUUGUCCGGUUUGUCUCAAACAAUGCUACACCCACGGUGUCAUUCUUGAUCAUGGGGAGAAGCUGUCACCGAAACAAUGCCUCGAAUGCGUGUGUAUCGACGGGGCCUCCAAGUGCCUCCAGACCAGGGCAAAAUGUCCACCAUUACCUUGUUCACCCAGUGAGCAAAUCAGUGUGGCUGACGAGUGCUGCAAAUUCUGUCCAGGGGUCGACUAUUGCGCUAAGGGCCACAAAUGUCAUACAAAUGCCUCUUGCCUGAAUCUCCAGACGACCUACGCCUGCCACUGCAAUCUCGGCUUCCAAGGGGACGGCCAAAACUGUCAUGAUGUUGAUGAAUGCAAACAGCAGGGAGGCUCUGAGGGCCAUCACUGCAAUGCUAAUACCCAAUGUGUUAACGUCGUUGGAUCGUACACGUGUGAGUGUCUUCCUGGGUAUCACAGGGUGGACAAAUUCAACUGCGCUGAGUUGGACGAAUGCGCUACUGGGCAGCACUCAUGCUCAGAGCAUGCUACAUGUGUCAAUACUGCUGGAAGUUACUACUGCGUUUGUAAGGAGGGAUACACAGGGGAUGGAUACACUUGCAAACCUGUGUGCAAUGAGACCUGUCAAAAUGGGGGUGAGUGCAUAGCGCCUGGCAGAUGCUCCUGUCGUCGUGGAUACAUUGGCAACAGCUGUGAGCUAGAUCUGGACGAGUGUGCCAGUGAUCUUCACAGAUGUCACCAUUCAUCGACGUGCUACAACAUGCCAGGAUGGUACUACUGUCGUUGCAAACCCGGAUACAGGAGUGCAUUGCACGACAGCAGCCAGGGCACCCAGUGCCUGGACAUUGACGAAUGCAAUGAUCAGACUCUGGAGAGGAGACACACCUGUCAUCCAACUGCCAGAUGCAUCAAUACGGAUGGGGGAUACGAGUGCGCUUGUCCCAAUGAAGAUCCCAUUCAAGAGUGCAGACUCAGCUGCUGGUUCGAGGAUAGGGAAGUACCCAAUGGAGAUACCCUUGCUCCUACUGGCAAUCCCUGCAGGCAGUGCACAUGCAAAGAUGGUGUCAUCAGUUGUAGAGAUCCCAUUUGUGACUGCAGUUUACCCACCAGCAGAAGGGACAAAUGCUGUCCGCAGUGUGAUCCUGCUGCAUCAUGCAGACAUCAGGAGCUUCAUCAUCUUAUUUUUAGAAGCGGGGAGAGAUGGAUUUAUCAGUGUCAAACGUGCGAGUGCCUGUAUGGAGAGAUAGACUGUUGGCAAAUGGAAUGCCCCCCUGUGAGCUGUCCAAAUCCAGUAACCGAGGAUGGGGAUUGUUGUCCACGUUGUGAGGAUGAUCCGUGUGCACGGGAAAUUCACACGAAUAUUACCGCUAUCGCAGCGUCGAGUCAUCCACGACCCUGCAGUUAUGCUGGUAUUAUUCAUGACAGUGGCAGCUCUUGGCAGGAUCCGCAUGACAAAUGCACGACCUGCGAGUGCAAGGUGCCGUACUGCGCCCAAUUGGACGGUCAAUUAUGCUGCAGCUACGAUUAUGGCUGUGCUGGCGAUUUGGGGAAUGGGAAUCCCUCAUUCCCUCCUAGAAAGUCUGAUACUACUCUUGUGCUACAUAGCACAAACACUCCGAGCGCGUAUAUCGGUGCAUCGAAAACAGCAGUAUCAACGAUCGUACCAAUCGACGAUAAUAACCAGCGAUUAUCAACGAGAGGCAUUAGAGCCAGUGAUAACUCACAAACACCAACGAGAAUCAUCAAAUCAACAGAUACACCAUCAACAGCAUCACCAAAGACAUUCAAAUCAUCCGAGAAAUACAACGAUCAGUCAAUUGGAAUCGGUAAAUUACGUGGUAUCACCGAGAAUUUCAUUUCAUUCCCAAAGACACAGCCAUUGCGUCGCAAUUAUGUGGCCACUGCAUCGAGCCAAUCACCACGGAGGAAUAAUAUUGUAAUUGGCAAACGCAGCAACAUUAAUGCUGGUAGAUCCGGUUAUAUUGCUGCAACACGACCUGUUGGUAGCAGUGAUGCUACCUGAGGUGAUGAUCAAAGCUGCUGCGUCCAAGCGCUGACGAAUUAACUAAAUACUAAUAUCGACGAAUUACGAGUUACAAACGGGUCAAGUCAUUCCACUUGGGGGGCUAGAGGCUGCAACGCAAGUGCCUCAAUGGCGAUGGGAGAGAGAAUAAUUAUUAAUAAUUAUGAAAUAUUAAUUUGUUCACGAUUUUUCCAUGACAAGGAGAAUCGUUUUCACUUUUUUCCUUCGACGUGGAAAUUUUAUUUUCCCUCUAUUCAUUCUUUAUUGUCAGUCUUUAUCUCCUUCCCUCGACCCCCUUAUUUUUUUUUUUGUAAUUUUGUAUUGUUUUGCCGGUAGAUGAAUAACGGAGAGGCAUUAUAUUAUUGUAGAGGACAAUGUGUCGUGCGAUGGUUGUAAUCCAGUUUUCACGGGGAAGGGAAUUAUCACUGGGUGACCAUUUAAUUACUGGAUGAUUCGUCAUUUUAUAGGGAACACAAUUUGUCGUAUGAUUCGUAAGCUCAGAGUUGAAUUUAUUUAGGGAUUUUUAGAGCAAUAGUGGUGGAUUGAGUGCACGAUUUAUCAUGUGUAAUCGAGGAUUUUUCUCAUGUUUGUAAUUGCAUACAACGAUGAAUAGUGCUUGAACCGAUUGUCCCAGGAAUUGAUGAGGGGGUGAAAUUUUUCUUUCUUUUUCAGAGGAAAAUACUAGUUGGAAUAUGAAUUUUUUGUCCCGCCCGAUGAACGCGCUGGACUCGCUCGAUCGGUUUUUUCCUCGGUCAUUCAUCCUGGAGUUCCCCGCUCAACCUAAAGGAAAUUAAUUAAGGUACUUCCUCAGUUCUUGCCCAAAACGAUCGACUGCGUAAAUUCUUAUAAAGAAAUAUUGAAAAUGUCAUUUGUACAGAGUCUUAUGAGAGUUCUUUUCCAAGUGACGAAUAAUGCGCAUCAUACAGAAAUAUAUCUCUUCACUUUUAUUAUUUAGCUCUAUUCUCCUCAAUUUAGUUCUCAAAUUUUUUCUGGAACGUCUAAUUUUUAACUAAUACCGCCCCC
This is a messenger RNA of Fopius arisanus, 4998 nucleotides long. Its product is annotated as protein kinase C-binding protein NELL1-like. Bases 601 to 3975 code for a protein of 1124 amino acids. Lineage: Eukaryota; Metazoa; Arthropoda; Insecta; Hymenoptera; Braconidae. The transcript has 14 exons. Gene Ontology annotation, molecular function: calcium ion binding; heparin binding; protein binding. The record is from RefSeq and is a predicted model, not a curated record.